Messenger RNA from Rotaria sordida, 1245 nucleotides. Lineage: Eukaryota; Metazoa; Rotifera; Eurotatoria; Philodinida; Philodinidae. The record is from the annotation of a GenBank genome assembly.
AUGGGACAAAAUGGAAGUUCAACAGAAAGAGAUAGAGUCAACAAUGAUUCGAAAUCUGCUGCUAAAACUAAUGAAGACAACACUUUUAAUAUGUCGACAGAGUUUUAUGAGCAUAAAUUAUUAAAGCGAUGUGAACAUAUUCAUUUUGAUAUUGAAGCCUGGUAUAAGAUUUUGCAAGGUCAAACAUUUUAUACUGAAUUCAUUCCAAUUUCUCCAUCAAUUGCUCAAGCUUUUGUUAAUUAUUAUCAAACACGUUACAAUUCUAAAAGUUUAUUGAAUUCUAGCAAUAUACAAUUGAUUCAAUCUGUACAGCGUCAGUUAAAUCAACAAAUAUUCAAUUCAAAAUCUAAUCAAUUUCAAAUUAAUGGUACUUUUAUUCGUUUAAGUUCACGAAGUCCAAAAGAUGGAACUCCCUUAGAUUCACAAAAAUUAAUUCAAUUAUAUCAUCAAGAAUUACAGAUGCUACAAAAUAAAUAUCCAAAUGAAUAUCAUUCAAUUGAGAGUAAAGCAAAUAUGGAAUUGAUUGCUUACUCUUAUGCUGAAUUUCAUUGUUUAAAAGUAACGAAUGAAUUUGAAGCAUUGAAUAUAAUUCUAUCGAGUGAAAGAGUUUUCAUUGAUUUAUUAGAAGCACUCGAUUGUCAACAAGUGCAAGAUAAUAAGAUCGCUAAUAUUAAUAAUAUCAAACUUCAUGAUUGGAAUACAAACAUAAUAAUUCGUGAAUGGAAUUAUUUAUUAGAUCCAUCAAUGGAAUUUCGUUGUUUUGUUUAUCAAUCGAAUUUAACUGCUAUAUCACAAUAUAACCAUUAUUGUAAAUUUUAUCAACUUCAAAACAAUUUAACUGUUCAACAAAUAAAAAUUACAAUUAUUGAAUAUUGGCAACAAAAAAUAAAGCCACUUUUAUAUCCAUUUAAAGAGAAAUAUUUUAGUUACGUUAUUGAUAUAGGAUUAAUUGAAAACAAAUUAUCUAAUGAACUAGAAUGUGUCGUUAUUGAAUUAAAUCCAUUUGCAUCAAGUACUGGUGCAAGUUUAUUCGAUUGGAAAACAGAUAUUGAUCAACUAACAGGACAACAAAAUGAUAUCGAGUUACGCAUUCGAUCAGAUUAUUUGCCAAAUAUUAAUCAAUAUGUCGAAUUUAUUUUUCAAGAAAAUAAAUUAAAUACAGAAGAGAAUUUAUUAUCUACCGAUGACGAUCAUCAACCUUAUUUUAUAUUUCUAAAUAAAAUACAAACACAACUUUCUUCAUAA